AUGUCCGACUACGAAGAUGGAAUGGAAGUGGAUGCGCCACCAUCCAAGAACGCGAUUCAAUUCAGCUCCGAUAACACCGGCAAGAAAGCAAAGAGGACUGCUGCAGAUUUGCCUGUAGAAGCUCAAGACAAUCUCCCUUGGGUCGAGAAGUAUCGACCAAACACCCUAGACGAUGUCUCCGGUCACCAGGAUAUCCUCACUACAAUCAACAAGUUCGUCGAAGCAAACCGACUCCCUCAUCUGCUUCUCUAUGGGCCUCCGGGAACGGGCAAAACAUCCACAAUCCUCGCCCUUGCAAGACGAAUCUAUGGCACCAGCAACAUGCGGCAGAUGGUGCUCGAACUUAAUGCUAGUGACGACAGAGGCAUUGAUGUGGUGCGAGAGCAAAUCAAGACUUUUGCCAGCACGAAACAGAUCUUUUCAAUGGCGCCCUCGGCCUCAACUGGCUCGUCAUUGGCAUCUUACAAGCUGAUCAUAUUGGACGAAGCGGAUGCCAUGACCUCGACAGCGCAGAUGGCAUUACGUCGGAUCAUGGAGAAAUACACGGCAAACACGCGAUUCUGCAUUAUCGCGAAUUAUACACACAAGCUGUCACCGGCUCUACUCUCCCGGUGUACUCGGUUCCGUUUCAGCCCAUUGAAGGAGCAAGACAUCCGGUCGUUGGUUGACCACGUAAUAGAGAAGGAGCAGGUGCAGAUUCAGCCAGAGGCCGUGAGCAGCUUGGUUAAGCUGAGCAAGGGUGACAUGCGUCGUGCGUUGAACGUGCUCCAGGCCUGCCAUGCCAGCAGCAAACCGCUUCCGAUGAAGAACGCCACGAAGGAUGAACCGCCAGCCGAGGUUGAAACUAUCACGAACGCAACGAUUUACGACUGCAUUGCUGCACCACAUCCCUCCGACAUCCAAGAGAUUAUGACCACUCUAUUGUCUACGAGCGAUGUCACCUCAUGUCUGAACACUCUGACCACCAUCAAGGCCAACAAAGGCCUCGCCCUGGCUGAUAUACUGUCUGCUUUGGCGGAGCAGCUGCAGGAGCUCGAAGUACCGGCUCAGACGAGGAUUACUUGGUUAGAGGGGCUGGCCGAUAUCGAAUAUCGGCUUGCGGCAGGCGGGUCAGAGACCAUGCAAACUGGAGGAACGGUGGGUGUGGUACGAAACGGAUGCGAAUUGAUGGAGGCAACGGCACGAUGA
This is a messenger RNA of Aspergillus clavatus NRRL 1, 1188 nucleotides long. RefSeq names its product replication factor C subunit 3. Gene Ontology annotation, cellular component: DNA replication factor C complex; Ctf18 RFC-like complex; Rad17 RFC-like complex. The transcript is spliced from 5 exons. Gene Ontology annotation, molecular function: ATP binding; ATP hydrolysis activity; DNA binding. Lineage: Eukaryota; Fungi; Ascomycota; Eurotiomycetes; Eurotiales; Aspergillaceae. Bases 1 to 1188 code for a protein of 395 amino acids. The record is from RefSeq and is a predicted model, not a curated record. Gene Ontology annotation, biological process: DNA-templated DNA replication; DNA repair.